Molecule: messenger RNA, 1582 nt
Organism: Cyprinodon variegatus (sheepshead minnow)
Lineage: Eukaryota; Metazoa; Chordata; Actinopteri; Cyprinodontiformes; Cyprinodontidae
Gene: rtbdn
Product: retbindin
Exons: 5
Coding region: 1-828 (275 amino acids)
Cellular component (GO): external side of plasma membrane
Molecular function (GO): signaling receptor activity; riboflavin transmembrane transporter activity; riboflavin binding
Source: RefSeq, a predicted model, not a curated record
AUGGCCAUCACAUCUCCCCCUCUGCUAUUGCUAUGCAUAUACCUGGCAGCCAUCAGCGGGGUCCGCUCAGAGGGCGUCUGUCUCCAAGACGGCAAGCACAAGGCCACGCCCGGUCCAGAGCCAAACCUAUCUGAGUGUGGGCUGUACGCCGACAACAGCUGCUGCACUGAAGAAGAUAUCCAGGAUAUUGCUUAUGUUCCCUCUGACAGCAAUAAGAAUGAACCAUGGGACAAGUGUGGCCCUCUGAGCCCUGAGUGCGAAGGCUAUCUGAAGCGCGUGUCGUGUUUUUACCGCUGCUCCCCUGACGCCUCCCGCUGGCCUCAUCCUCACCGCCGCUCAUACAUCCAGGCGGUGCCACUCUGCCACAGCUUCUGCCGCGACUGGUUUGAUGCCUGUAGGAUGGAUAUGACGUGUGCUCGGAACUGGGCCAGAGACCCCAGGGGACAGAACUGCACUGGGACCUGUGUUCAGUAUCAGCAGAUGUAUCAGCAUGGCAGGGAUCUGUGCGAGAGCCUUUGGGGCGACGCCUUUAUGACCGUAGAAGACGACCAGCAGGAAGUGGGAGAGGCAGGAGAGACUGUUGGGGAGGGCCGUCCCUGUGGCUGCCUGACCCUUAGUCCCUCAGAUAAGGAUGUGAUCGCAGCCCUCCGGGCCCAGCAGGAUGACCCCGAGGAGCUGGACACCACCAAGACCGGCCUGCCUCAGUACCGCGCUCCCUGCAAGGCCAAGAUGCCGAUGCAGACCAAGAGUGGCAGGAGGGCAAACUCUGUGCUCCGCAAGCGCUCAGUGGAGAUAGAGGAUGUGGAGGGGAGUGGGAGCGGUUUGUAGAUCCUGUUAAAUGUUCAUCUAGGUAAAGAUAUGGCUCCAGUUUCCAAUGCAUUCAACUGUCAAAAUAAAGUCUUCACCUUGUUCCUCUUAAUAGACUUACCACACUGAUACAUAGAUAAUUGAAGGCUUUAAUGCAAUUUUUGGACAGUUUUCCCUCAACAUGAAGGCAUGCCCUUCUCUGCUUGGGCUAAAUUCUGCAAUACAUGAAUCCAAUAAAUCAUUCUUUAUUAUUAAAAGCAACUUCAAACAUGAUUUACAUGCCCAUAAACCUACAUUCUAAUGUUUCUCAGACAUCUAGCUGACUUUAGGCUGUUCGUUACUUACUUCUUAAAUGAAGAUCUUACUGUUGUGAUUCUAUUCUGUGCAGUCUGCUCGUCAUUAAGUAGUAGAGACAGUCACUCAGUGUAGUCAUAAUUAUGAAUGUAAUCUAGGUUUUUUUGUUUGUUUUUUGACUGGAAACUGUGUUGCAUGUGAGCUGAUAGUUGGGAAGUAGCUGGAAUAUUUAGAUUUAAAAUCUACCCAGCAGGGAAAAUCCUCUGAGGCAGCGUUCAUACCACAUAAGAUGGCUCUGCUAGUUUCUGUGAGUGUUCUUUUUGUAAUUUUCUGUAGAGGUUAAAGUGCUGUUAGAUGUAAAUGUUUUUAAAAAAAAGGAGAUCUGGUUUGUCUAAAGUAUGGUGAGCUUGAUGAAAUUGGUGUUUUUGUUUUGUCUGUUUUUUUUCUCUCUCUCUUUACGUCCUGAAUAAAGACAACCGUU